AUGCCGUACAGAACUCGUUUUGAUGGGAACAUCCGCUACAGGGACUACGGAUGCAGGACUGUGGUCAAUACAGGUGGUACCAGUUUCAAGUACCAUACGAUCAACCCGGGUGAGAGGGCUCCGGCACUCUGCCCACGCUGCUGGACGAAUCAUCCUCGGUGCAACCACAGGACAUACCGUUGCUACGUCACGAAUGCCAUUGGGCCAGGACGAUAUGAUGAGUUGUAUUUGUGUGAGGUACUGAAGCUUCACAAUGGGGUCUCAGGGCUGCAGUUGCGAAGAGGCGUGCUGUUCAGGGGGAUGCAGUGGCCAGCAGCGGGCGAACAUGUUUUCGAUGUAGCCGGAUUUCUCGAAAUUUCCAGCGCAGCUGGUGCCAUCGUUGAUCGCCAAGACAAUCACCGAUCGGGGCUGCUGAUCCAUGUCAGUCAUUUCAGCCUCAAAUGCGUCGUGAAUGCGUCGUGUGUAACAACAUUCAGCUCAUUCUUUGAUGUUGUACGUGGUAUCGAAGAAGAAUCCAAGCCCGAAGAAGUCCAGCAGGUGAGGUCGAAGAUUGUCGUCGCCAACGAAGCGAAGGAGCCGCGCGCCCGUGGCUGGAACGAGAGCCGUUGA
This is a messenger RNA of Zasmidium cellare ATCC 36951, 609 nucleotides long. RefSeq lists its product as uncharacterized. The transcript is spliced from 3 exons. Bases 1 to 609 code for a protein of 202 amino acids. NCBI's taxonomy places the organism in Eukaryota, Fungi, Ascomycota, Dothideomycetes, Mycosphaerellales, Mycosphaerellaceae. The record is from RefSeq and is a predicted model, not a curated record.